AUGUGUGGCUGUUCAGGGUGCUCAGAGACCUGCCGGGCGAAGGAGUGGAGAGGCGGCAGCAGAGGGCAGCAGAGGGCAGCAGAGGGCCCAUCACAGUCCAGGGGUCUGAAGGAUAGAGCAGGCAUCACUCCGUCCCAGUGUGGCAGCGCCCCCAGCGUAGCCCCCACGGGUGUCUUGGGGUACAGAGGUGGGACAACCAGAGCCACUGGACAGACAUGCCAAAACUUCUGGUGGCCCAAAGAGGCCCUGCAUCCUGGGGGGCUGGAGGAGCAGCGGGGGCUGGAGCCCCUCGUGGGGCUGGAAGGUCUAUGCACACAGGGUUCCUCAUUCAGCUGGCUUCUCAGGAUGCUGAAUGUUGGGAUCUGUCUUGGGCUCACCCUGCGCCUGUGGGACAUGCAUUUGCUGGAAGGGGAACAGAUGUUGAUGCCGAUAACAAGCACUGCCUUUAAGGUUCAGAGGAGCCUCUAUGAAGAAACUAACAAGGAAGCAUGGGGACCUGCCACCCCCAGGAGGGCUCCAGGCACUGGAAGAGCCAGACCCAUUUGUGAGAGCCUCCACUCCUCCCUGCAAGUGCUGACAGCCUCAGAGAGCAGCAGAGGCCCCUCACUCCUGCACGGUCCUCCAAGGGUGCCAGGACAACAAGCCUUGAGCCAGGGAGACAAGGGAAUCAGUGUCUCUGACCCCUAG
This is a messenger RNA of Pongo pygmaeus (Bornean orangutan), 687 nucleotides long. RefSeq names its product putative TBC1 domain family member 29. Lineage: Eukaryota; Metazoa; Chordata; Mammalia; Primates; Hominidae. Bases 1 to 687 code for a protein of 228 amino acids. The record is from RefSeq and is a predicted model, not a curated record. The transcript has 6 exons.